UUUUUUUUUUUAAAUCGCAAAUGCUCCAAAGCCACAUUCGGUACCGAGGUACCAGAAGCAAUAAUUGUGAUACACCAACCCAGAUGGUCACUGUAUUUAGAAAUCCGUCUAUGGUCAGUGAAUGGAUCUAUCCCUAACGUCUCCUCACCACCUCUCACUAUUCUUUCUCCCAAUCAGGAUGACAGAAAGGCAAAGCCAAGUUUCUGUCUCACUGCCAUGUUUAACAAUGCAAUUUUCCUUGGAUUAAGAAUAAAUUUUGCUGCGGAGGUUGGACAGCUUCCCAUUGUCUGCAUCAGUGGACGAUAGCAACUUGAAAGAGGAAAUCUGUCCCGGUGGAUGGAAACAGUCAGGAAAAAAACCACAGGAACAAAGUGAGGGAUAAAAGAGUGGAAGGAGGAAGAACCUAGCUGUGAUCUACAGAGAAAGGCAUACCAUGAGGGGGCCUAAGUAGACAGUGCGGAAGAUGGGGAAAUAAAUACAGAGAUCAACAAAGGGCAUCGUUUGCAAGAGGGAGAGGUGUAAGGGACACAGAAGUAAAGCUACACAAAAGCAAGAAGGAACGACUCUCUCUAACUAGUGCCACCAUUUAAAAGGGAUUUUCUCCUUGCUCUUGUUUCCGAUGGCAACAGAUGCCCGUUGGUCCUUGCCUUGAUGUUCUGGGUUCCUGUUCUCUGGGAACCUCUGAUUUCUGACUGCUCACUACGUGUGGCAAUCAACUAGAGGACAGGGUAAGCUACAGACUUGGUGGAAAAUAAGCGCUCUUCAUGUUCGCUGAGCACACUGGAGAAGGUGGGCAGGAGGAAGAUGUGCAAGGGACUCUUUCCAUCCGUUCUCUAGACAUUUGGCUCAAAGGAAGUCUCUUGUGGACUCCCUCUUCUAUGUUUGCAGAUCACCUGGCGCUUCAAACAUGGAGAAGGGACUUUUCCAGCUUAUUGCCCUCGCUGGCCCUGCUCGGUGUCAAAGCCCAGCUUACCUACUGUGCCUAAAACAGUACUUGCCGUUGGCACAGAGAACUUUCGAUGUUGGGACAGUUAAGUCAGCGGCUCUCCCGAUGAACCACAGGGAUUAGCAAUAUCCCAGCAUAGAUGAUUUAUUGGAGUCUUAGUGGGUGGUGGGUCUUCAGUGUGUCCCUACUCUCCAGCGGUUUCCUUGGAACUGGACCUUAAUAAUUGAGGAGCAAAUGGAUACCCACCCCAAUAAACAAAAGGUAGCCAGGCAGUACCCUUCACGUUGAGCAAUUGUGUUUGCUCUAGCAGAGUUCAAGAUGCUGGGACACAUGGGCCGUGAUGACAGUGGGCGUGUCUAACUCGAGACCCCUUUCCACAGUAGCCUGUGAGCUCGUGGUACCCGAUGUAGGGAUUGGGAAGCAAGUGACCGAUCCUCCCGGGGCCUCUUCCGCUCCCACUUGGACCACCCGAUCUAAGCGGAAAUCUCUUGCCUUUCCUUUACACCGUCAUUCGGCUCUGCAGGCUGAGAGCUGAGGCUGGUGGGGUCACUGGGCGGACAGACUUCACAGGGCUCCUGAUAAGCGGUCCAGUGUAUAAAAGCACUCACUUCGGGACUGCUUUAGGCUUGGAACAAGGAGAGGAGGCAGGCUCGACAAAGAUUCGUUCCUUACUCGAGCCAACCCACCAGGCGCUUAAAGGCUUUUCAGGCCGGAUAAUCGAGCUCUUUGGAGGGACAGUCACAGUGGCCACCCCCCAAUAAAUCAUAAGUAACGAAUCAGCGAAAUCGAGCGACCUAUUGAGGUCCACGGUUCUUGUGGUAACGCAGAAUCGAUUCGCUUCCUUGGCGCCGUCUCUUCUAGCUCUCCUUCCUACUCUGCCCGGGGCCCGGAGCCGCUGGGGACCGGAGAGCGAGCGCUGGGUGGAGCCGAGGGCGACAGUCGGAGUGGGCUGGCACCAGCCACCUUCGCGCUCGCCGGCCCCUCCGCGGCCGCGAGGGAGGCGCACCGGCGGCGAAAAGGCGCGCGUCCUCUCUCGACUCCUCGCUUCCUAUUGCGUCGGGGCCUCUCGAAUUCGGCUAGUUAUUGUGUCUCUGGCUCGGCGCCCGAGUUCGUGUCUCGGGCUGCUCUCCCCGCCCCGGACUGCGUUCCAUUCUUCUCCGCCCGAGCACGCUGAGCGCGCCAGCCUCGGCCACAGCCAAGCCCCGAGGCCACCGUGCGUUUCCCGCGAGGUUUCUCCCCUCCCGCCGACCGAGCGAGCGACAGGGCUGUGGUCCCCCUCCCCUCCCUUCCCUCCCUCCCUCCCAUCCCCCCCUCCCCGAGACCCACCGGACCCCGAAGCCAGGUAAGCGGACGCCGACUCGCGCUUGCCUCCUUGCUACCUCGUAAGCGUCUAGGGCUGGCGACCGGGACCCGUUCACCUUUCCCCGCAGACCCCAAUGGGAGCCGGGAGCCCCGGCCUGGCCUGCCGCCCGCGUCCCUUCCCGCCCCGCCAGCCGCUGUCCAAGCUCGCCCGGUCCGCCUUUCUUUCUCUCGUUCCCGGUCUCUCUCUCUUUUUUUUUCCUUUCCUCCCUUCCAAGAUGGCCGAAGUGGAUUCCCCCUCUUAACGAUUUGGAGUCUCCCUCGACCACCUCCUCUUUGUGCAGCAGCCCCCUGCUAAGACCCUGCUUGCGAGGCAGGAAACAGCCUCCAGGAUCCAGUCCGGCUGUCGCGUCGCCUGAUCCUGUUCAAGUUGAAGGCUUGGGAGGGUGACACUUCCCAAAUCUCCUCAGUCCUGACCCCGGCAUCAUGCAUCGGACCACACGGAUUAAAAUCACGGAGCUGAACCCUCACCUCAUGUGUGCCCUCUGUGGGGGCUAUUUUAUUGAUGCCACCACCAUUGUGGAAUGCUUACAUUCCUUCUGCAAAACCUGCAUCGUACGCUACUUGGAGACCAACAAAUACUGCCCCAUGUGUGACGUCCAGGUCCAUAAAACUCGACCACUGCUGAGCAUCAGAUCAGACAAAACCCUCCAGGACAUUGUCUACAAGUUGGUGCCUGGGCUUUUUAAAGAUGAAAUGAAACGGCGACGGGACUUCUAUGCAGCAUACCCCCUGACAGAGGUCCCCAACGGCUCCAACGAGGACCGAGGCGAGGUCCUGGAACAGGAGAAGGGGGCUCUGGGUGACGACGAGAUUGUCAGUCUUUCCAUUGAGUUCUACGAAGGCGUCAGGGACCGAGAGGAGAAGAAGAACCUCACGGAGAAUGGAGAUGGGGACAAGGAGAAGACAGGAGUGCGAUUCCUGCGGUGCCCAGCAGCCAUGACCGUCAUGCACCUGGCAAAGUUCCUCCGCAACAAAAUGGAUGUGCCCAGCAAGUACAAGGUGGAGAUCCUCUAUGAAGAUGAGCCCCUGAAGGAAUACUACACCUUAAUGGACAUUGCGUACAUCUACCCCUGGCGAAGGAAUGGGCCUCUCCCCCUCAAGUACCGUGUCCAGCCAGCCUGCAAGCGGCUCACCCUGCCCACGGUGCCAACCCCCUCAGAAGGCACCAACACCAGCGGGGCAUCAGAGUGUGAGUCAGUCAGCGACAAGGCUCCCAGCCCUGCCACCCUUCCGGCCACCUCCUCCUCCUUGCCCAGCCCUGCGACCCCAUCCCAUGGCUCUCCCAGCUCCCACGGCCCCCCAGCUACCCAUCCUACUUCCCCCACUCCACCUUCAACUGCCGCUGGGACCACCACAGCUACCAAUGGGGGCACUUCGAACUGCCUGCAAACGCCAUCCUCCACCAGCAGGGGGCGCAAGAUGACUGUUAAUGGCGCUCCUUGCCCCCCUUGAGGAAAGGGACCCUCUCCUUCCGCAGCCAUCUUUUCCCUCCUUUUUACUUUUUCUGGGCCCCCUUUUCCACUUUUGACUUUCCCUGGUUCCUCCCAUUUUCAGAGUGGGAGGUGGGUUUUAUAAAUAAAUCUAUAUAUAUAUAAAUAUAUAUAUGUACAUAGGAAAAACCAAAUAUACAUACUUAUUUUCUAUGGACCAACCAGAUUAAUUUAAAUGCCACAGGAAACUCGUGUGUGUGUGUGUGUGUGUGUGUAUGUGUGUGUAUGGGUGGGGGUGUCUAGGUCUAGGGGGUCUUUGUAGUUCACUCUGCUCUUCUUGGGGGGUGUAUCUGGUGGUCUUAAGGGGCCAUUGGAAGUAUUAAUGUCCUUCCCUAUGUCCCUUCUGCUUUCCAGGGCAGAGGGCGUGUUGGGUCCCCUAGCCCUAGCUGACUAGUGGGUCCAUCUUGGCUGUUCCCCAUACCUGUCCAAACCCCCACCCCCACCCCCCCGUUGUUGAAUGUUCAGAGUUGCUGAGACAGUCAGUGCCUUUCACAAAUGCAGUCUGUGUCCUCUGGCAGUGAGGACCAAGUGGCUGUGAAGAAGGCAUUUCCCUCACCUCCUCAGACAGUGGAAGCCCCCCCCCCAACCCUCCAUCCCUACCCUCCUGUGGGAGACCUGGCCCUAUAAAGUCUAUAUGUGACUUUGGCAUGGUGAACACUUCAUUUUCUCCUGUCCUACCCCAACCCAAGAACGCAAUCUAGCAAGACUGGAGGUGACACUCACUGGGGGCCUAGAGUAGAGGGUGGCCCCAGACAAGCACAGACUCCAGUUCUGCCAAAAGCCAACAGCCCUCCAGUCCACUGCCUCACCCCCCAGCUGAGGCCAGGCAGGGAUAGGACAGAGGCAUCUAGAAGCACAAGAAAAUAAAAGAAUGAGCUGACCCCAACUCUACCUGGUGGACCACCUAUUAGGGGCAGACCUUGCUCUCGCCUGCUCUUCCUCAAGUGUACAUAGAUUUGGGGGGAGGGUGGGGGGGAAAGAGGACAGGGUGUUGGCUUAGUGUGUGAGGUUCUGAGCCCAUGGGUCUGUUUGCACCACGUCCUGAGUCUGAGGUCCUGUGACUGUACCCUCCUGUCCUAGGUCAUUUAUAUCUCUUGGCUUUGUAAUAAAUGCUGUGUACACUCUCAA
Molecule: messenger RNA, 4926 nt
Organism: Mus musculus (house mouse)
Lineage: Eukaryota; Metazoa; Chordata; Mammalia; Rodentia; Muridae
Gene: Pcgf2
Product: polycomb group ring finger 2
Exons: 12
Coding region: 2732-3760 (342 amino acids)
Biological process (GO): negative regulation of apoptotic signaling pathway; chromatin organization; embryonic skeletal system morphogenesis
Cellular component (GO): PRC1 complex; chromatin; nucleus
Source: RefSeq, a predicted model, not a curated record